This is a messenger RNA of Charadrius vociferus (killdeer), 1086 nucleotides long. RefSeq names its product SH2 domain-containing protein 2A-like. Lineage: Eukaryota; Metazoa; Chordata; Aves; Charadriiformes; Charadriidae. The record is from RefSeq and is a predicted model, not a curated record. Gene Ontology annotation, cellular component: cytoplasm. Bases 1 to 1086 code for a protein of 361 amino acids. The transcript is spliced from 7 exons.
AUGCGGGUCCAGCCCCAGGGAGCAGAGCAGCCCGUGGGACACUACGACACAGACGGCAGGGUCCCACCAGGCUCCGGGCCGUCCCCACCAAGCCGGUCCCCAGCGGAGUGGGACUUGCGGCCGGAGCUGGUGGCCCUGCGUGCCCGGACGAGGCUGUGGUUCGGGCAGACGCCAGCCAUGAGGCUGGGGGCCGAGGGCGAGCUCCCAGCGUGGUUCCACGGCUUCACCAGCCGGAGGGAGACGGAGCAGCUGCUGCAGGAUCAGCCCCUGGGCUGCUUCUUGGUCCGCUUCAGCGAGAGCACCGUCGGCUUCGUCCUGUCCUACAGGGGAAGGGAUCGCUGCCGGCACUUUGUCCUGGACCAGUUGCCGGACGGGCGGUACGUGAUCCUGGGGGAGCGGAGCGCCCACGCCGAGCUGGCCGACCUGCUGCAGCACUACGCCAUCGCCCCCGUCACCCCGUACCACGAGUUCCUGACGGAGGACGAGCCCCAAGGAGGGACACAGACCUCAGCCGGCAGCGAUGCUGCGCGUUGCCCGUCGAGCGAAGCGCCAGCAAACUUCCCGGCGUACAGCAGCGUGUCCAAGGGGACCCCGGGAGCCAGGCAGCCGACCGCGGCGCGGAAAGGCUCCUCCAGGGAGGCUCCCGACAUCCCCCCGCCGCUCCCAGCCAAGUCCAGCUCCUCAGCUGCAGCUCAGGGGCCGCACAGCCCCGCUGGCGGUGCAGCAGCUCCCGAAGGUCUCUACGCUCCGGUGCACAAAGAAACUCUCCCCGCGCCGCCCGACGUCAAGUCCCACCAGCUCAUGUGCUUCCACACCUACGCCGAGCCCCACGAGGGCAUCGCCCCCAGUUCCUCCACCUACUGCGAGCUGGAAGAGCCCAUCCCCUUCUACGCCAUGGGACGGGGCUCCAGCCCCGGCGCCAACCCCGAAGAGAAUAUCUACUCCGAGGGGACGAGGGACCCUCCGCUGGAUUUCGACGAUCCCGUUUACGGGCGGAGGACGAGUGCCGCAAAGCGAGCCGCGGCUGCGGCAGCGCAGGAGGGCCCCGAGAAUAUUUACGAGCAGCUUUCCGAAGACCGACUCUAA